CUGCGCAUGAACCAGAGGAAGACACCUGCAGAAAACACAAGUGGAAAACUCCUGAGAAAUGAAGAAGAGUUAUUUUCUGGUGAUGGUUGAUCCUCAUGCUCCAAGCCGCACCAAACCAACCUCUGCUCUCUGGAGACACUGGCUGCUCGUGGACGUAAAGGGCAGUGCACUCAGGGAAGGACAGACACAGGGGGCGACCCUGACUGACUAUCAUCCUCCGACCCCGCCUCAGAAAUCUGGCUAUCACCGCUACCAGUUCCUGUUGUUUGAGCAGCUUCCAGACGCACCGGUGUCUCUCAGUGAGGGGGAGAAGUCGUCCCGCGGUAACGACCCCGCUCCUCAGCAUCUUCACAGCACUGCAGUAUCAUCUAUCAUAUACCAACACUGAUCAACACAACUGCCACAUUUACUGUAGUUGUUGAAUCAGCAAUAGAAAGAUUACACCAAGGCAUUCAAACUCAAAACAUUUAAGCUCUAAUUAACCACUUUACAAGUUUUUGUUGUUUUGGGUUUUCUGUUUCAGGACCCUAUAUCGGCUACUGCACAUAUAUUUGUUAUCACGAGCAAGUAGAUUAUUCUUUUUCCUGAGGAGGAAGUUGUGUCAUUUUACAAUAUUUAAUUGGUAUUGCCUCAUUUGUUUGAGUGGGCUAAACCCAUCCUUUAGGUUGAAAUGUUUCCAUGUAAGGCAUCAACAAAUGUGUCCUAGACGGAAGCUUCUAUUAUUAGUGAUUUGAUUUAUUAUAUAAUGUCCCAAGAUGCUCCACCAUCUAAUCACCUUUAAGCUUUUGGUCUGCGGACUUGUGUUUUCUCAGGACACGUCAUUAAGCAUAAUUCACAAACAAUUACGAGCAUUUAAUCGAAGCAUUCAGAGUUGCCUUAGAAAGAUAAUUUGUGCUUCAACUUAACAAGGGAUAUGUUAAUGAGGUUAGCGCGUAAGUCUGCUGCAGUUUCAAUGCCUGCGGGGUCAAGGCGAGUGUUGUUGGCUGGCUCCCACGCACACCUGCACGAGUCUGCCUGACCUUCGUCUAGUUCGCCUGAAAUCCUUAUCAACCAGAAGCAGUCUAAAUAAACUUUCAUUACUGUUGAUAGUUUUCACCAGAUAAUUCUCUAAGUUUGUCUCUCAAAAGACAGCAUUGUUUGUCUUGCAGAAAGCAGAGUUUUUGUUUUGUUUAUACUUCAGGGUUUUUCUGACUUUUCCUCCCCUGGUGGGACGUGGGCGACCGCUCUUGGAUGUACAGUACGUUACCUCACAGGAGGCGUGCCCGUCUGUCUGUUGUACUCCGGGUCACAGCCGGUGAUUUGAGGGGAGAUCAGGGCGGUGUGAGACUUCAAGCGCCACGUCCGUGAAUGAGCGAUGUUGCCAGUCUCCGCCGUUUGAAGUUUUGACAGCUAUGUCAGCAAACAAUCGGGGCAUAUUAGGCUGAUGUCUGUUUGAUGUUGAAAUCUCUGGAAAAAGAAUAGAUGUAUUUCGGAGUAUUUCUUUGGGUAUCAGAACUCACAUUUGGGAAGGUAUUGUCAGGGUAUACACAGUGUCAGAACUAGUUAAGCUGAGGCAUGAAUAAUAGUCAGCUAUUUAGAAUAUUUGAAUAUAUUUUUUGAACAAAACAAACCGGAGCAUUUUCAGCUACCGGCUCCAAUACACAUUGCCCCCACAUUAUGAAGUGAUUGAACUGAGUGGAUCCACCCAUCCUUAAUUCACUGCAUGAGUUUAACUCCCGCUGUUUCACUUCCUCUCUCCUGCACACUGUUGUUCUAUUCAACGGGAAAUGAAAUUAAGAAAUGCACUCUUGGAUAAUCAAAUGUCUCGAUUGAUGGGUCAAUUGUGAAGAGGAUAACAGCCCUUGUGAAGAGCGUAAUAGACUCCUUGUGACAUAUUAAGAAUGAAAACCUCCAUGUAGUAAGGGUUUAUAGAUGGUAAAAUAAUACAUUUUACAGUUAUUAUUGGUUUGGUUGAAUCCAAUGUACCUGCUGUAUUAUUUAUGGCCUUCACUUGAUCAUGAGCGCGAUAUUCCCGUACUGACAAGAGGAACGGAGGGAAUCCCAUGUCUCCCCACCUCCUCCGUUAAGUAUGUUCACUUAUUAGCGUCUGUCCUCCCUCCAUGUGGUAUGACACAGAGAGCAUUUUUCAUAGCCCAUGACAUUAAUUGAUGUGAUUUGCGAAGGGAGAGCAUUUAGUCGUGGGUGGGAGACUCCUAAUGAUCAGUUUCCACUUCCAGUAGUGCAGUCAUUGACUCAAUUUGAUCGCAAAUUCGUCGUCGUUUUUUGCUUUCAUCUCUGCCCAUCACUUAAGUUGUAAAGGAGGUGAACAAUGAGAGGUGGAGCAGGGCUGUUGUGGGAGUCUGGUGUUGCCUCCUGUGAUAAGGUUAUGAAUGUGGGUCAGUGAACUGAUGGAGACAGCUGGUUCGUUACAAGAGGAGCUACAGGGGGGCUGCUCUCUUGGCACCGGACACAGGGGCGUGAUCGUAGGGAAUCCCCUUCGCUCUGGCUCAGGAAGGCUGUCCCUGACUCGCUGCUGCCCCGGUGCCAGGGUGGGGGGCAGGCGUGGGCACACAGGCCCUUGUGAUACUUGUCAGCCACUUGGCAAGCCCCUCAGUUUGUCCUGCUACUGUUAAGUGCUGCCGAGUCAGUUUGUCAAGGGAAACAGUGUUAGCGUUUUCCCUGGUAGGGAAACUGAGGCCUUGGGAGAGGCCAUGUAGUGUUGUUUCAGCCUACAUUCACACAUCCAGCCCCCUCUCUCAUGACAUGUCUCCUCUAUUGUGGAUUGAUUAGAAACAAAAGAAGAACAGCAUCAGAAUUAUCGGCUAAAAAUACAAAAAAGGGAGCAGUUAUUGUCUUUUUCUACCUUUUAUUGUGCUGAAGUGAAUUACAGAGGAUGUCCGCGGUGAUGAUGAUGCUGUGUGAAUGAAUGGAUCACAGUGGGGUUAGCUGCUGGAUGCUGCACGUUGCUCAUCUUGCCUCCUAGAGCCCCUACUGCCAGCUCAGCACACUCCACAGUAAUUGAAGCCAUUUGCAAUGUUGCAGUGUGGUAAUGGGCAGAUCCAUGUCUACCACCCACCCACAGCCUCUACCAUUAAUCAGAGCUGCGUGGAGUCAAGAGAGCCAGGAUUUGGUUGCUACAGCAGGCCUGAGUUUCAGCCAGGAGUCGGCUGCCUUAAAGGAACACUUUGACGUUUUGAAUUUUGGCUGCUUUUAGGUUAUUUAUUCGUUUUUUUUAACAGAUGCUUGUCAGGUUUGAGGUAAAAGUUUUUCGAUGUUUCCCUCUAACUAAACUCAUCCAUAUUCAAAGUAUUGGUAAUUACUGCUGAAAUGAAAACUCAAAGUAGAGCCGAGACAAUCAGUCAAUCACUCGGCAAGAGGAUAACCGACUACAUCUUUACAUUAUAUUUAAUUUUUUUGUUUAUCUUCCAUUUGUUGCUUUUCUUGACAUACGUGAAGGGUAACACAACUUUCAGUUUUGAAAUGUCAGAUAGAUAAAAUAUGGAAAUCAAUGACGUAACCUUGGACUGUUGGAAAAAUUCAUCUGUAAUGAAAGUCACUUUUUUAUCGUUUGUUUAGC
Gymnodraco acuticeps is the source of this 3556-nucleotide messenger RNA. RefSeq names its product phosphatidylethanolamine-binding protein 4. The coding region runs from base 59 to 388 and encodes 109 amino acids. NCBI's taxonomy places the organism in Eukaryota, Metazoa, Chordata, Actinopteri, Perciformes, Bathydraconidae. The transcript has 4 exons. The record is from RefSeq and is a predicted model, not a curated record.